AUUACAUCAUCACUGUCGUGGCAAUAGCUGUCUUGCUCAUUCUAUUGUGUCUCGUGGUCUUCCUGCAAAGAAUGAUCAAAUACAGACGAAUGAAACGAGCGAGAGAGAUGGAAGUGGAGGAAAUGGGACGCGUGUGGACAAUCGACGGAUCAGAGUUGAGGCUGAUCGAACGCAUCGACGGAGAGACGCCGGGAAGUUAUGGAAACGUUUAUCGAGCGCGAUAUCGGGACAUGAACGUGGCCGUGAAGAAACUAAAGAUGGUGAUGCGAGCAGGCAGACAGGAGAGAGAAUUCGAACGCGAGAUCUUAUUGAUGCGUUCCAUUCGUCACGCCAACAUCGUGUUGUUUGUCGGUGCAGGAAGAUUUGCAGCAGACGAAUGUCCUUUCUUGGUGUUGGAGUUUAUGCAGCGGGGUGCUCUCAGUGCUAUUCUUCACGAUGAGUCGAUUUAUCUUGAUUACAUGCGACAGAUCACAUUCUGUUUAGAUGCAGCGAAAGGAAUGGAGUUUCUUCACAGUCUUCAACCUCCACGAAUCCAUCGUGAUUUGAAGAGUAGUAAUCUGUUAGUGAGCGAAGAAUGGACAGUAAAAGUAGCCGAUUUUGGUGCAGCCAGGCUAGUCAAGGCUCAAAGAGCUAGACAAACGGUAGCACGACGUCGCGCUAAUGCCUUUGAAGCAGAAGAUCUUAUGACGCCACUUCUCCAACCACACAGCGAUCUGUCACGUAAUGCAGGUGCCGUUUUGUGGAGAGCACCGGAGAUAUUUUUAGAGGAAGCGUACGGGACAUCAGCAGACGUGUACAGUUAUGGUAUCGUAAUGUGGGAAAUUAUUUCUCGUCGUGUUCCAUACGAAGACCGAGAGUUCGAGUUUAUUGAAGACGUGAAGGAUACCGUCUUGUCUGGAGUUCGACCGACUCUUCCACAGAUUGACGCUCGAGCUAAUUACGUCGAUCUGAUGCGUCGAUGCUGGUCGGGUAAUCCUGACGAGAGACCAUCAUUUAGCGAAAUCGUCGCUCGUUUACAGCAGGUACGCUUUGCAGAAUCUGGAAGAGAUGAGGACGUGGAGAUGGAUGAAAGCAGCUAGGGUAUGAUGUCUACAAAUUGCAGUUAGGACUUCGUCGACUGAUUUUUGUAGAAGUAGCUUAUUAUACUUAUUGAAUAAUAUUAUGAUAAUCUAGGAAAUGUUUGAUUUCGUCAGAUUACUUAUGGAUUACGUGCCAUACAUAGUACGUCGUGGAAUGAGGAAAUUUAGCAACGGUUGGAUGAUAUUUACUUACUGUACUUUGAUUUCAAUACAAGUAGAAAGUUAAGCUAUAGAUUACGAUCGACAAAUUAA
Molecule: messenger RNA, 1331 nt
Organism: Corticium candelabrum
Lineage: Eukaryota; Metazoa; Porifera; Homoscleromorpha; Homosclerophorida; Plakinidae
Exons: 2
Coding region: 72-1079 (335 amino acids)
Biological process (GO): signal transduction; protein phosphorylation
Cellular component (GO): cytoplasm
Molecular function (GO): protein kinase activity; ATP binding
Source: RefSeq, a predicted model, not a curated record